CUUCCUUUCACACUGAGGAGGAUUAUGUUUUACCUAACCCCAAAUACCCAUCAUAUAAAUCCAACAUCUUCCUAAUCAUUUUCUUCCCCAUUUUCUCAUUAAAGUUUCAAUUUUUUUUGUACCUCAGUUUGGGUUUUUGCUCUACAUUGAAAGAUGAGAAGCAAUCUGGAGAACAACAGCUCAAAUACCCACAUCCCAAUCCUCAAGUUCUUGGAUUGUUCUCUGAGGCUUUCUGUGGUUCCUCUUAGUGUUGCAACAAUAUGGAUAACUGUGACUAAUGACCAGGAAAACAGUACCUAUGGAACCAUAAAGUUCAGCAAUCUUUUGGGACUCAAGUAUAUGGUGUUCAUUUCUGCCAUAUGUGCCGGUUAUGCUUUUGUCGCAGUUGUGGCUUCAUGGUUCAAAUGCUUAGUUUCCAAAGCUUGGAUUUUCUUUGUCUCAGAUCAGAUUGUAGCAUACUUGAUGGUAACAUCAGGGGCAGCAGUGACAGAGAUAUUGUACUUGGCUUACUAUGGUGAUCAGAAAGUGACGUGGAGUGAAACCUGCAGUUCAUAUGGGAAAUUCUGCUAUAAAAUGAAAGUAGCCUUAAUUCUCCAUGCCUUGGUCUUCUGCUGCUUCAUUUUCUUGGCUGCGAUUUCUGCUUAUAGGGUGUUUAGUAUGUUUGAGUCCCCUUCUCUUUCUUCUAAGGAAGGGGAGGAAGAAAGGACAUAGAAUUACCAUCCUAUCUUCCUCACAGGCUUUAUGCAUGCCACUGCAUCCUAUGUAGAGGGAUUGUUACGGACUGCAAUUCACUUUUCUAAUAUAUUUAUACACUCAAAUAAAAAUGUUGUGUGUGAUUUUGUUUCUAUAAUAGAUUUGAGAAAAUAAAAAAUUAAGAUAUGU
Molecule: messenger RNA, 882 nt
Organism: Rubroshorea leprosula
Lineage: Eukaryota; Viridiplantae; Streptophyta; Magnoliopsida; Malvales; Dipterocarpaceae
Source: the annotation of a GenBank genome assembly